AAGGUCACUGGAGGAGGUUCAUCUCCACCAGGAUGAAAGUAAAUCUUGGUUUGUAAGAGUUCAAGCCAUUAGGUCUAUCUUUGAAGGAAAAGGGAUUAUUUGUAAGGAAGUUGGUAGAUUUCUACCCAAAGGCUCUCGAUCUAAUAGGAAGACUGAGAGCGUUUCAGUUAAUCUAAGAUCUUGGGGGAAGAAUCUGGAUUUGGGCAACACUGGGUGCCAAGGCCCUGCGUGUUGCUAGGCAACUGAGAAAAGCCGCCCAGCCUAGUUCUGGUCUUUGGCGCACUUCCUGUCUGCGACCCACUUCGGGUCUCUGGCCACUUUGACUCCAGCGUUGUGGGGGAGGAUCUGGCCAGAGGGGUCUGCCAGCCAGAGGCUCAGGGCCCAGAGGUAGGUGGGGCAGUUAGGUGUUCCAGGACUUCCUGAUCCCACUGAAGGGCUGCCUCCGGCACCGCCAUGAAGAAGCUUUUCACCUCACGGAGAAGGAAGGAUGAGCCCCGCGGCUACACCCUUCGAGAUAAGAAUUUAAAGAAACUUCACAGAGCUGCCUCAGUCGGGGAUUUAGAGAAGGUGAAGGAGUAUCUUCAGCUCAAGGAGCAUGAUGUGAACACGCGGGACAGAGAUCUCAGAACACCUUUGCACCUGGCCUGUGCUAAUGGAUAUUCAAAUACUGUCUCUCUUUUAACUGAGAAACAGUGCAAAGUAAAUGUCUGGGAUGGUGAAAACAGGUCUCCAUUGACUAAGGCAGUACCAUGUGACCGGGAGAGCUGUGCUACUAUUCUAGAACGCAGUGCAGACCCCAGUCUGGUGGAUUUAGACGGCAACACUGCUCUUCAUUAUGCUGCCUGUCGUCAAAGUGUCUCAUUAGCUGCAAAACUGCCGAAACACAAAGCUAACCUUGAGGCUCAAAAUAAGGAGCAGGGAUUGGAAACCACCAAACUAGAUGUUUCUAGGGACUCUUAUUUUCAGACUCCAACAGCCCUUAUGAUUGCUCUCAGUGAUGAACCAACAAGUUUAGUCAAUCUUCUUCUUCAGCAAGAAGUGGACCUAUCUUGCCAAGAUAUUAUGGAUUCACAGCUGAGGAAUAUGCAUCUUUCAAUGGUUUUACUAUACACCCCUGAGCCCACAGCUGUCCCUAGACAGGGCCAUGCCCACAGAAAGCACAGACCCAGACCCACACUCCAGCGCAUAGGUACUAGACCUGGGAUUCCCCAGAGCCCUCCAGCUAGAGAUCCUGGGAUCCAGCUCCACCCACCAGUGGGUGGACACCAGCUGCAAGACAGCAGCAGCCCUGCAGUCUGCAGCCCAGGUCCACCCACUAGCAAGCAUGCUUUAGCUUCGGGACAGACCUCACCCACUAGCAUGCAGACAGCAGCCAUAAGACAACCACAGCCCUGCAGCCUGCCAAUCUGGCCUGUCCAUCUGCAGUUUAACAGAAGCCUGAGGACACCCUGGGCCCUGUGGCCAACUGUGUCAGGAAGUGGCCCCAGCCACCAGCCACCAUGA
Molecule: messenger RNA, 1503 nt
Organism: Cervus elaphus (red deer)
Lineage: Eukaryota; Metazoa; Chordata; Mammalia; Artiodactyla; Cervidae
Gene: ANKRD7
Product: ankyrin repeat domain 7
Molecular function (GO): protein binding
Source: RefSeq, a predicted model, not a curated record